AUGAACCACCGACUCGGGCCGUGCUCGUCAAGUCAUGGCACCGCGAUAUGCGGAGCCAUUCUUCUUGCCCUGAUUCUCGCAACCGUCGCCGUUUAUCGACUGAGACUCCACAGGCUGGCACCAUAUCCGGGUCCGCUGCUCUCCCGCCUCACGUCCAUUCCAAACUGGUAUCACGCUCGCAAAGGCGACAGGCACGAAUGGUUAUGCAGAUUGCAUUCCGAAUAUGGUCCCACCGUCCGCUUCUCUCACAACUCCCUCUCCUUCACCACCACUCCAGCCUUGGACGCCAUUUACAGAUCCAAAGCCCACAUCAUCAAAUCAGACUGGUACCAGUGCGUGCGCGACUCGGCCGGCGGUUUCGAGAGCACCUUUACCGCCAGGCAAAAGUCCCGUCAUGCCAUAAAGCGGAGGCUCCUCUCUCACGCCUUCUCUGAGCGGGCUCUGAGAGACUACGAGCCUCGCAUACGCGCCCACGUCGACUGCUGGAUCGAAAGGCUUGCCCUGGAGGCGAAAAGCUGCCCGAUAGGAUUCGAUCUCGGGGAUUGGUGUAGUUACCUGAUUUUUGAUAUCCUUGGCGACUUGGCAUAUGGAUCGUCCUUUGGACUUGUUGCCGGUACAGGGGAUCGGGGUGUUGCUGCUCUGGUGCCCAAGGCGACCGGUGGUUGGUAUUCUCUGGGCUACCAUCCCAUUACAAAACUGGUUCGUUAUAUCCUCUUCAGCACGCGUCUUGGCCCCCUUCUCGGCGGCCGCUCGUUCCAUGACAACGUGCAGUUUCGCAACUUCUGUCUAGGAAAGCUCAAGCAACGUCGUCAAGAGGCCGCCAAACUCGCACAAGAGGGGCGGAAUCAGGACAUGUUUGCGCACCUCCUCAACGGCCAAGAUCCCGAAACAGGAGAAGGUUACUCAACCGGGGAUCUCGCCUGCGAGAGCGUGCUGCUCAUGGUUGCGGGGUCCCAAUCUACAGCCGGCGGUCUCGCAGCGACUUUCUUCUACUUGGCACAGAACCCUUCCAAGCUGGAGCGCUUGAGACGCGAGAUACACGGAGCGUUUGACGAGGAGCCAGAUAUUCGGUACGACGCAGCGAAUUGCAAACUUGCAAGCUUGCCGUAUCUGCGGGCGUGUAUAAACGAGUCUCUACGCCUGUCGCCGCCCACGCCGGGCCACUUGCCGAGGGAGGUUGUCGGCGAGGACUUGCCUAUUGAGGGUCGCCAUGUGCCCGUCGGCACGACUGUCGGCGUCAGUCCGUAUGUGAUGCAUCGCAGUGAAACGUACUUUGCCGAGCCCCUGACGUAUUUGCCGGAGCGAUGGACGGAACAAGGUACGCAUGUGGCUCACAAGACAAUGCCAGGCUUUGCGCCGUUUGGCGCAGGGCCCACCGGGUGCAUCGGGCAGCAGCUUGCCCUGAUGGAGCUGUCUUUGGGGGUUGCGAAGCUUCUGUGGCGGUUCAAUCUCGUCGCAGACAAAGGAGCGCAAGAAGGCUCAGCUGUGGAAUACAAGAUGCGGGACAGGUUUGUCGGGCAGGCCGAGGGGCCUUUUGUACGGCUUGUCCAGUCUUUGCCGGAGCCGUAG
Ustilaginoidea virens is the source of this 1569-nucleotide messenger RNA. RefSeq lists its product as uncharacterized. Gene Ontology annotation, molecular function: iron ion binding; oxidoreductase activity, acting on paired donors, with incorporation or reduction of molecular oxygen; heme binding. Bases 1 to 1569 code for a protein of 522 amino acids. The transcript is spliced from 4 exons. The record is from RefSeq and is a predicted model, not a curated record. Lineage: Eukaryota; Fungi; Ascomycota; Sordariomycetes; Hypocreales; Clavicipitaceae.